CAACGAUUCCGGUGCCAACACGCUAUCUCUCUGUCGCAGGUGACAGGCAGGCACCACUGCACCGCAGCGAGACGUACGCCACGCGGGAGGUCAUUCUCCCUCUACAACUGUGACCAACCUCAAACCACCCACUGCACCCAUAGAAGCCGCGGACCGCCAUCCCGUCCCCCAACACGGCAACCUCGAUUACUCCCGCCUUACCACAUCCAUCAACUGACCUCGCUUUAACUGACAACAUCCCCUUGUUCGACGGCGGCGAAACGGGCACGUUCGACACCUUCUCUUUUAUCAUCCUCUUCGUUUUCUUCACUUUUCCAGGUUAUCUCGUACAUCUCCAACCCCAUCUUCAACUGGCCACGACCGCCACCUCCUCUCAACAUGUUACCCUCUGGGAAGAGGAAAGCGGAUGCAUUCAGUUGCACAUCCGCCGCUAGAGUCACCGCCAAACUGGCCUUGUCCUUUCUCGCUCUCUCGACAACACCACUCGUCAACGCUUUCUCCUACGAAGAACCCAACGCGCAGAUAGUCUUACCAAUCGAUGCAUCACCGAUAAAGCCACUUCUACCCGAGCCUCCAGCACCGGCUGAGCACAAAUUCACACUCCGACACAUCUACCACCACGGUACCUACGAACACCCGACACUGCACCGCAAAAAGGAUGUACCCGCACAGAACGCCGACGUAUGGCUAGCGGCCGACGAUGAAUAUGGCCAGGAGCGCAUCGGAACCCUCAAGGCGCGCAGCAGCCCGGUGCGGAUACAACGACUUGCCGACCGGAGGCCUAGUGUCGUAGAUCCCAUGGUCGCUUAUGCACGGCAACAAGGCUACGCUUCCGUCCUAUCACCCGAAGCAUGGACCAUGGACGAGGUUGCCGGACCUGAUAUCACGGAUAAAGACACCAUCAUAUCGUUGGCGCUCAUGGCUGCUGACGCCUACGUUCAGACUCCGGAUGGCGCAGACUGGGAGGAUGUUGGGGCCCCGUUCAACAGGAGCCUCGAUUUUGGAUGGGAGGGUGAUGGACUUCGGGGCCAUGUGUUUGCCGAUGAGACGAAUUCGACCAUCGUUAUCGGCCUAAAGGGAACAUCGGUUGCUGUCUUCGACGGUGACGGCACCACCACCAACGACAAGGUCAACGACAACCUCUUUUUCAGUUGUUGCUGUGCUCAACAAGGACCCUGGACCUGGCAUCAAGUUUGUGAUUGCGCGACAGGCACUUACUCUUGCAACAACACCUGUGUCGUACAGGCAUUGCGCCAAGAGAACCGCUAUUACCAAGCUGGCCGCGAGCUCUAUGCGAACGUCACUGAGCUUUACCCCGACGCCAACGUGUGGAUUGUCGGGCAUUCGCUUGGGGGAGCCAUGAGCUCUUUGCUUGGCUUGACUUAUGGUGACCCGGUUGUGACGUUUGAGGCAGUCCCCGAAGCUCUCCCUGCCAAGCGUCUGGGACUUCCUAUCCCCCCUGGAUCGGAUCCAGAUGCGCCUCAGACCCGAGAGUACACGGGAGCUUUCCACAUUGGUCACACAGCCGAUCCGGUGUACGUCGGUACCUGUAACGGAGCUACCGCAACGUGCGCUAUUGGCGGAUAUGCAAUGGAGUCAGCUUGUCACACCGGCCGGGAGUGUGUCUAUGAUACAGUUGGCGAUUUGGGCUGGCGUGUUGGCAUUGGCACCCAUAAGAUUCGUGUGGUUAUUUCGGAUGUCCUCAGGAAGUAUGAGAAGGUCCCCGAGUGCAAGUUUACACCGGAAUGCAGAGAUUGCGGAAAUUGGAAGAUGUAUGAAAGCAAUGGAACCGAAACCACAACCACCUCGAGCACGCCUACUUCAACUUCCAUGACCCGGACCCGGACUGAAACCUGCAAAACUCCGGGAUGGUGGGGAUGUUUGGACGAAACCACUACCACAACUGGGAUGGCAACCACGACGACAAGCGAAAUGCCCACAACCUCUACCACUACGUGCCACACUCCUGGGUGGUUCGGUUGCAAGGACAAGACUACAACCUCGACCGCAUCAACAACAACAACUCCUAUCGCGACAACAGCAACAACAACAACAACAAGCAGUACCACAUGCCUAACUCCCGGAAAGUUCUGGGGAUGCUAUGAUAAGACUGCAACGACGGAUAUCGGAUCACCAUCCACUUCGACAGAGCUUACGAUUACUUCAGCCCCAGCCCUGCCGAGCUCGGUGCUUACCCCGUCAGCAACGGCUACUCCGCCAGAGGGACAGCCUGACGAUAGCGGUAAACGUUGCCGUGGCAGGACAUGGUACGGGGUGUGCAAGGACUAUGAGGGCGGUGAAGGGCCCGUUAACGAUCUAUAACGAUAAUCAUGGUGAUGGGUAAGGUAUUGGCGUUCCUUUUUUUGUGACAUUAUUUUAGGUUUUUGGGUAUGACCAUGGGCGCGAGUUGGGAAUUUCAGGAUGAAGGGCUGUAGUUUGGCACAACAGGCAGAUACAUACAUACGCUAGAGAAGCACACACACAAGCACACACUGUGACAGAGAGGAAAUACGGGCGUCUUGGAGGUAUUAUUAUCACAUUGCAUCAGCAGCAGAUUUCUUAUCAUUCUUUUUAAGACAACUGAUACGUGAUCAAGAUGUCAUCGGAUGCAAGUAGCAUUUGGGUAGUUAAACGCCGUGGCAAAUGUAACAAUGAUGGGCUGCG
Messenger RNA from Neurospora crassa OR74A, 2664 nucleotides. RefSeq lists its product as hypothetical. NCBI's taxonomy places the organism in Eukaryota, Fungi, Ascomycota, Sordariomycetes, Sordariales, Sordariaceae. Gene Ontology annotation, biological process: macroautophagy; neutral lipid catabolic process; piecemeal microautophagy of the nucleus. The record is from RefSeq and is a predicted model, not a curated record. Gene Ontology annotation, molecular function: glycerophospholipase activity. The coding region runs from base 379 to 2322 and encodes 647 amino acids. The transcript is spliced from 4 exons.